AUGGAGUCUCUAUCCGGUCUUGAAGAGUACUACUAUUACCGAAGUGGACUGUCUUACCAUUCUUGUUUUUACGUCGCAAUUAGACUCAAGAAAUCACCAACAAAUGACGAGUUGGAAGGCGCUAUAAAGGCAACUAUCUCAAAAUAUCCGCAACUUUACUCUAAUGCGUUUGAAGAACAUGGAACUGUGACUUUGAGAUCUUUGAGUAACCAGAUCACGGUUUUGGAUGUGCUUGAAACCGUAGAUUUCGAGUCCAUGAGUGAGGACUUCAAUAACUACGUGUUCCGCAACCAAAACUUCCCAUUCGGAGUUGAAAAACCGCUGUGGAAGAUCCUUGCACUCAAAGAUCGUCGCACCCUUGUGUUCUGCACUGACCAUUUGAUCGCAGAUGGAAUGUCGACGGUGUCUUUUUGGAAGUCCAUGAUGACGAAUUUAAACAAUCCCGCGCAUAGUGGCCCGUUGGAUGGUGUGGUGUACAGACCAAGUGCUCAAAAGUUCGAGGUUCCUCAGCACUUGUAUGACAGCAUUAAAUACUCGUUUGCGGGGAUUUUUCUGUGCGUUUGUAUCCGCUUUAUGGUGUUGUUGACGUAUCUCAAGGUGGAUCUUCUUUGGAAAGUGCUUGCACCGGAGUUGACCGAUGAGGAUUUGAAAUUCAAAAAGUACCAUUUUCCACAAGGACUUUUGACAAGUGCAGGGGCUAUCCGGAAUGACAAUCUUCAGCUCAAUCUCAACAUCCCAAGUUCGAAAUUGAAGCUACUUUUGAAAAAAUGCAAAUCGCACAAGGUAUCACUAACGUCAUUGAUCACCGCGGUUAUUGCGCACUCCCUUCAAACUGUUCCUGCAUCCCAGGUCGAGGGCUCGUGCAUCAAAAUAACCAUUCCCAUGAGCACAAGAGAAUCACUUCAGAAAAUCACCGGUGCCAGCCCUGCAAUGAUGGAGUUCGGUAACUUUAUAAAGGGCGGCGAAUUCUUCAGGGAUCUGCUAAAACUCACGCAGCUAUGGGAAACUGCAGCAUCACUAAACAGCGAAUUGGUCUCUCAGAAAAAUGACGAUGAUGCCUUGCAAAAGAUAAAGCUUUUGAGUCUCGUGGAUGUCAAGAAAUAUGUUUUGGCCAAAGUCGAGGCUCGUUAUCCUGCUUCCACCUUCGAAGUCACGAACCUGGGAUACCAAUCUUUUGAUUGCGGGGAGGACGACAAGUAUAUAGUUGAAGACGCGUUUUUCAAUGAGCCCCAAGGCAUCAAUGACGUCUUUACUUGUUCAACCGUCGCCACACCAAAAGGGGGGCUCAAUUGUUGGUUCAGCUAUCCAAAGGACAUCUGCGCUGAUUUUCAGCCUGCAAUUGAGUACAUACAAAGGGUUUUGUAUGGCCUGUGCGAGUGA
Molecule: messenger RNA, 1380 nt
Organism: Lachancea meyersii CBS 8951
Lineage: Eukaryota; Fungi; Ascomycota; Saccharomycetes; Saccharomycetales; Saccharomycetaceae
Source: the annotation of a GenBank genome assembly